UUUUUUUUCUCUCUCUAAAACCCUCUCUGGAAAACCCUAGUUCCAAUUCCUUAAGCAAGGAAUCUUGAUCUGCCAUUGUGACGACAAAUGCACGGAAUCCCUAUCGUUGACAUUAGGUUCGUCCGACGAAGAAAUAGAUGAAGUUAAAUCGUCGGAUCACGAGGAUAUUGAUCCUCUCGCUCCUUAUUGUUUCCGUCUUUGUUCCAAUCUUUCUACUAUCCGGCACUGUCAAGAAUUUACACUCUGGAGUCCCGGAUGGUUUCAUUGAAGACUUGUCCAGUAAUAAAAAUAGAAAAGAUGCACUCAAAUCUAAUGUCAUUGAGAUGGAAGGAGGUCAGAGUUUGAAAGAACCUCCACUGAUUGUUUACAAAGAUGAAGACCUUAGUUCCAUGGUUAGCUAUUCAUCUGAAAUCAAUGAUAGAUCUAAUGUAUCUUUGGACGCUGAAAACAGCACUGAUAUCUUAGAUGGGAAAGUCACCAAGCAGGGAACUGAGCAGAAUCAGAAAAAUCAGACUGUUGUAUUACCAACUGCAUCAAGAGAGGAACUCCUAACACGGACAACUCUCAAACACAAUGAAAGCAAUAAUUCUGGUCAAAACAAACAAUCAGGUUCAAGGAAGCUGGUGGAUGAGAAGGUGAAACAAAUGAAAGAUCAGGUAAUUAGGGCCCAAAUGUAUUUGGCAUUUACAUCACCUAAAAGCACCUCAAGUUUAAUGAGGGAGCUGAAGCAGAGAAUUAAGCAAGUAGAACAUGCAAUUGGUGGUUCAACCAAGGAUUCUGAUUUGCAUAGGAGUGCUACAUUAAAGAUGAGAUUAAUGGAGGCCACCUUAUCAAAAGCAAGCCGCAUUUUCACUGACUGCAAUUCCAUGAGUACAAAACUUCGUGCUAUGACUUAUAAUGCUGAAGAACAAGUUCGGGCACAUAAGAAUCAAGUGUCGUAUCUUAUUCAGCUUGCAGGAAGGACAACUCCCAAAGGUCUUCACUGCCUCUCUAUGCGGUUGACUGCACAAUACUUCACCUUACAACCUGAGGAGCGAUACUUCCCUAACCAACAUAGAGUGCAUGAUCCAGACCUGUAUCACUUUGCUGUCUUCUCUGACAAUAUUUUAGCCUGCUCUGUGGUUAUAUACUCAACCAUUGCUGCUUCCAAGGUACCAGAGAAAUUGGUUUUCCAUGUAGUAACUGAUUCAGUCAACCUUCCAUCAAUGUCAAUGUGGUUGUUACUAAAUACUCCUAAAAACUCCACCAUAAAUAUCCAGAAUAUAGAUACUUUUACAUGGUUAUCGUCCAAAUACGGGGUUGUACUACAAAAAGAAAAUUCCCAUGACCCAAUAUAUACGUCUGCUUUGAACCACCUUCGUUUCUAUUUGCCUGAUGUUUUCCCUACCCUAAAUAAGAUUGUUUUUCUGGACCAUGAUGUGGUAGUCCUAAGGGACCUAACACGACUUUGGAGUGUCGAUAUGAAGGGGAAGGUGAAUGGAGCGGUGGAAACUUGUCAGGAGGAUGAACCUUCAUUUCGCAGGAUGGAUAUGUUCAUCAAUGUUUCAGACCCAUAUUUGGAAAAAUAUUUUGAUCCAAAAGCAUGCACAUGGGCCUUUGGGCUGAACAUAUUUGAUCUGAGAGAGUGGAGACGGCAAAAUUUAACCGGGGUUUAUCACAAGUAUCUGCAUUUGGGAGAGACAAGGGAAAUUUGGAAAGCUGGGAGCUUGCCCUUGGGUUGGCUCACUUUCUACAACAACACUGUUGGUUUGAAGCGGAGUUGGCACAUCCUUGGAUUGGGUUAUGAAUCGGGUGUUUCAAAGAAUGAAAUAGACAAGGCAGUGGUUAUACACUACAAUGGUGUUAUGAAGCCAUGGUUAGAUAUUGGACUAGACAAGUACAAAUCUUACUGGAGGAGACAUGUUAACUAUGACCACCCUUUUCUCCAACAAUGCAAUAUCCACCCGUAGAGGAGAAUGAAUCGAUUUGGUAAAUGGUGGUCGGUUACUCAUUACUUUCAUUUUUUUACUUGAUUCUUUGGCAUACUUGACAUUUUUUGUAACAUAAAAAAAUAGAUUCUUAUUUCUUAUAUCCGAUUACAUUUCGGGUUAACAGAGUUAGUUAGCAAUAAGAGAUGAGGAAAUUUCAGUUGUGUACAGAAUUUUAUAAAAGUUUUAAUACUAUAGUGAACUGCCACUUUCUUUGU
This is a messenger RNA of Impatiens glandulifera, 2185 nucleotides long. RefSeq names its product probable galacturonosyltransferase 6. Bases 138 to 1949 code for a protein of 603 amino acids. NCBI's taxonomy places the organism in Eukaryota, Viridiplantae, Streptophyta, Magnoliopsida, Ericales, Balsaminaceae. Gene Ontology annotation, molecular function: polygalacturonate 4-alpha-galacturonosyltransferase activity. The record is from RefSeq and is a predicted model, not a curated record. The transcript is spliced from 9 exons.